AGAAACGCAUCAGUCAUGUUAUAAGAAUUUUGUGAUAUCAAAUUUAUUAUUAUUUUUUCUAACAGUUUGGUAAUGUGAAUUUGAUUUGUUAGCUUCAGUUAUGAAGCAACCGCCGGUCAGUUGGGCACUUGUGUGGCUCUUUUUUUCCGUUUUUUAUCCAAAUUCAGUCAAAUCCCACCACAUUCUUGGCCUCUUUGUUAAUAUGCAUCGAUCCCAGUUGCUGGUCCACUUGGCGGUGUGCCAAGCCCUCCUUCAGAAGGGCCACCAGUUGACUUUGGUGACCACCUUACCCCUGGAGAAUCACGAAAUUGAGAAAAAUGUAACACAUAUCUUGAUUACCUGGAAGCAGCCAAAGGACGAAGAUCCCCAAGGAUCUCAAAGUGAUUUUUUUGGACGUCUACAAAGGAUGUUCCAGCGAUUGGAAAAGUCGGAAGAACUACUCCAUUUGCCGGAGUGGAAAUCAUUUCUUAAUAGAUUCUCUUCCCGAAAAUUUGAUCUACUACUUUUGGGUUAUCACUUCAAUGAUCAUCUACUGGGAGUGGCUACCCAUUUUGACUGUCCAGUGGCUAUUAUAACCACCCAACAGCCUACGGGUUUUGUUAAUAAUCUCAUGGGGAAUCCAGAAGAACGUUGGUACGUUUCCCAGCCAUACGACAGUCAUCAAAGGAGUGGACUUGGUGCUUGGGUUUUUGGAGUUUGGGAGAAAAUUUUCGAAGAACUGGCUAGGAGAGUGCUACAGAAGAUUUACAGUUCUCAUUUUCCUGAACCACAUUAUCCCAGUUUUCAGACCAUGCGAAAAUCGGUUGCCUUGGCUUUAAAUAAUCAUCAUGCCAUCAGUGAAGGACCCAUUGCUCCUGUUUUGCCAAAUAUGGUGGAUAUAGGAGGCAUUGUCUUGGAGCAAAGGAUAUCGAAAGAGACAGUGGCCAUCGGAAGUCGUCCUAUCAUCCUUUUCAGCUUGGGCACUCGUUUCACUUGGAAAAACACUCCCGAGCACAUUUUGGACACAUUUGAAAGAGCUUUCGCCGAAUUUUCCGAAUAUGAUAUCUACUGGACCUACGAUGGCCCAAAUGCUGAGAAUAUAACGAUGAAAUAUCCCUUUUUAAGAGUAUCAAAGUGGUGGCCCCAAUGCCAGUUACUGGGCAGUGGAAAUGUUCGCCUGUUCAUCACCCAUGGCGGCAAGGGAAGUCUGUCUGAGGCUUUGUAUUAUGGAGUUCCCAUGCUGGGCUUACCUUUGUUGGGGGAUCAGCGAGCCAAUCUUCAAAAAAUGCAAGCCAGAAAAUGGGGCCUGACUCUGUCUACCCACAAUCUUACCCAGUUUGCUCUGUCCAAAGCAAUGUCCACAAUACUCACUAAUUCAGAUUACAAAGAAGCUAUAGCCACAGCCUCCCAACUUUACCGCGAUCGCCCUCAAAAAUCGAGCGACUUGGCAACCUAUUGGAUCGAGUAUAUUAUCCGGCAUAAUGGUGCCCACAAUUUGCAGAAUCCCGCUAGACAUCUAAGCUUCAACGAGUAUUAUUCCCUUGAUAUUUAUCUACUAGUCUAUGGGGGAUUAGUUUUAAUAAUAUUCAUAGUCAGAAAAUUAAAUCGCUUGCUAUGA
Molecule: messenger RNA, 1597 nt
Organism: Drosophila ananassae
Lineage: Eukaryota; Metazoa; Arthropoda; Insecta; Diptera; Drosophilidae
Gene: Ugt307A1
Product: UDP-glucuronosyltransferase 1A1
Exons: 2
Coding region: 101-1597 (498 amino acids)
Molecular function (GO): UDP-glycosyltransferase activity
Source: RefSeq, a predicted model, not a curated record